AUGGGAGUGGUGAAACAGAGAGCGAGGGGGAACCAGCGGGUAAGUAACGGGAAUGGUGCGAAUAGGAAGGUGGGGGGACAACGGGGAAGCAGCGCGAGGGGAAGCGGGGAAGCUGUGCGAGGGACGCUGGGAGCCGCGCGAGGAGAAGCGGGGAUGCAGCGUGAGAGGAAGCGGGGAAGCAUCGCGAGGGGAAGCGGGGAGGCUGCGUGGGGGACACUGAGAAGCAGCCGCACCAGGGGAAGCGGGGAUGCAGCGGGCGGGUCCACAGCGGCUCAGGGGACCGUCGCGGGCGCCAGGGGCGGGUCCGCGGCGGCGCAGGGCACCAUCGCGGGCGCCAGGGGCGGGUCCGCGGCGGCGCAGGGCACCGUCGCGGGCGCCAGGGGCGGGUCCGCGGCGGCUCAGGGCACAGUCGCGGGCGCCAGGGGCGGGUCCGCGACGGCACGCGUUGUGCAUUUCCUUUACGAGACCUUUUUGUAG
This is a messenger RNA of Closterium sp. Naga37s-1, 477 nucleotides long. The record is from the annotation of a GenBank genome assembly. Lineage: Eukaryota; Viridiplantae; Streptophyta; Zygnematophyceae; Desmidiales; Closteriaceae.